AAGGGUGGGGCGCCCGGACUGCCGGAAGCGGGCUGGGCCGGCGUCUGUGAGCGCCACCUGCGCUUCCGGGGACCUAGCGAGUGGCUCUAACCGCUUCCCGGUAGGCGGCGCGGGAGGAGAGAAGUUUGAGGGGCUGGGCCGGGCGGAUCCCCUCGUCUCCAAAUGUGAGCAGUUUCUGAACCCCCGUCCGGCGAGAGCUGCCCAGAGAGGUGGAGCCGGUGGACAGGCCAGGAACAUGAGGCAGUGUCUCCUCUUCCUGACCAGCUUGGUUCCUUUCGUGCUGGCACCGCGACCUCCGGACGACCCGGGCUUUGGCUCCCACCAGCGACUCGAGAAGCUUGAUUCUUUGCUCUCAGACUAUGAUAUCCUCUCCUUAUCAAAUAUCCAGCAGCACUCGGUAAGAAAAAGGGAUCUACAGGCCUCGACACAUUUAGAAACACUACUAACUUUUUCAGCUUUGAAAAGGCAUUUUAAAUUAUACCUGACAUCAAGUACUGAACGUUUUUCACAAAAUUUCAAAGUUGUGGUGGUGGAUGGUAAAGAUGAAAGCGAGUACACUGUAAAAUGGCAGGACUUCUUCACUGGACACGUGGUUGGUGAGCCUGACUCUAGAGUUCUAGCCCAUAUAGGAGAUGAUGAUGUUACAGUAAGAAUCAACACAGAUGGGGGAGAAUAUAACAUAGAGCCACUUUGGAGAUUUAUUAAUGAUACCAAAGACAAAAGGAUGUUAGUUUAUAAGUCUGAAGAUAUCAAGAAUGUUUCACGUUUGGAGUCUCCAAAAGUGUGUGGUUACUUAAAAGUGGAUAAUGAAGAGUUGAUUCCAAAAGGCCUAGUAGACAGAGAGCCCCCUAAAGAGCUUGUUCAUCGGGUGAAGAGAAGAGCUGAUCCAAAUCCCAUGAAGAACACAUGUAAAUUGUUGGUGGUGGCAGAUCAUCGCUUUUAUAAAUACAUGGGCAGAGGGGAAGAGAGUACAACUACAAAUUACUUAAUAGAGCUGAUUGAUAGAGUUGAUGACAUCUAUCGGAACACUUCAUGGGACAAUGCGGGUUUUAAAGGCUAUGGAAUACAGAUAGAGCAGAUUCGAAUUCUCAAGUCUCCACAUGAGGUAAAACCUGGUGAAAGGCACUAUAAUAUGGCAAAAAGUUACCCAAAUGAAGAAAAGGAUGCUUGGGAUGUGAAGAUGUUGCUAGAGCAAUUUAGCUUUGAUAUAGCUGAGGAAGCAUCUAAAGUCUGCCUGGCACAUCUUUUCACGUAUCAAGAUUUUGAUAUGGGAACUCUUGGAUUAGCUUAUGUUGGUUCUCCCAGAGCAAACAGUCAUGGAGGUGUUUGCCCAAAGGCUUAUUAUAGUCCAGUUGGGAAGAAAAAUAUCUAUUUGAAUAGUGGUUUGACCAGCACAAAGAAUUAUGGUAAAACCAUUCUUACAAAGGAAGCUGACCUGGUCACAACUCAUGAAUUGGGACACAAUUUUGGAGCAGAACAUGAUCCGGAUGGUCUAGCAGAAUGUGCCCCAAAUGAGGAUCAGGGAGGAAAAUAUGUCAUGUAUCCCAUAGCUGUGAGUGGUGAUCAUGAGAACAAUAAGAUGUUUUCAAACUGCAGUAAACAGUCAAUCUAUAAGACCAUCGAAAGUAAGGCCCAGGAGUGUUUUCAAGAACGCAGCAACAAGGUGUGUGGGAAUUCGAGGGUGGACGAAGGAGAGGAGUGUGAUCCCGGCAUCAUGUACCUGAACAACGACUCCUGCUGCAACAGUGACUGCACUCUGAGGGAGGGCGUGCAGUGCAGUGAUAGGAACAGUCCUUGCUGUAAAAACUGUCAGUUUGAGACUGCCCAGAAGAAGUGCCAGGAGGCUAUUAAUGCUACCUGCAAAGGCGUGUCUUACUGCACAGGUAACAGCAGUGAGUGUCCUCCUCCAGGAAAUGCUGACGAUGACACAGUUUGCUUGGAUCUGGGGAAGUGUAAGGAUGGGAAGUGCAUCCCCUUCUGUGAGAGGGAACAGCAGCUGGAGUCCUGUGCAUGUAAUGAGACUGACAACUCGUGCAAGGUGUGCUGCAGGGACCUUUCUGGCCGGUGUGUGCCUUACGUGGAUGCUGAGCAGAAGAACUUAUUUUUGAGGAAAGGAAAGCCCUGUACAGUAGGAUUUUGUGACAUGAAUGGCAAAUGUGAGAAACGAGUACAGGAUGUCAUCGAGCGAUUUUGGGACUUCAUUGAUCAGCUGAGCAUCAAUACUUUUGGGAAAUUUUUAGCAGAUAACAUCGUAGGGUCCGUCCUGGUUUUCUCCUUGAUAUUUUGGAUUCCUUUCAGCAUUCUUGUCCAUUGUGUGGAUAAGAAAUUGGAUAAGCAAUAUGAAUCUCUGUCACUCUUCCACCCUAGUAAUGUUGAAAUGCUGAGCAGCAUGGAUUCAGCGUCGGUUCGAGUUCUCAAACCACUUCCUGCACCCCAGACUCCAGGCCGCCUACAGGCUUCCCCUGUGAUCCCAGUAGUAGCUGUGGCUCCGAAGCUGGACCACCAGAGAAUGGAUACCAUUCAGGAGGACCCCAGCACAGACUCGCAUGUGGACGAGGACGGUUUUGAGAAGGACCCCUUCCCAAACAGCAGCACAGCUGCCAAAUCAUUUGAAGAUCUCACAGACCAUCCAAUCACCAGAAGUGAAAAGGCCACCUCCUUUAAACUGCAGCGUCAGAAUCGUGUUGACAGCAAAGAAACAGAGUGCUAGUUUAGGGCUCCAUAUUUUAGGCUCUUUUGACUUAGGUGCAAAAUAUUUUUAUAGAUUUGACCUAAAAUCACAGCAUAUGUUUAGUGAAGAUUUGGAAGAAACGAGGAAGUGACUAACAGCAGAUGCUGGUCAUGUGUUUGAACUUCCUGCGUGUAAAUAACACUGUGUGGUGAGGCCCUUUUCCUUUGAAGAGGUAAGGUGAAUCUAGCUUAUGUUGAGGCUUUCAGGUUUUAGUUUUUGUGAACUUAAAAUAUCUUUUGACCUGUGGUGGAAAAGCAGACAAUACAGGUGAAUUAGGCUAUAAAUAUUUACAUUUUUGUAAAUUAACUUUUUAUAUUAACAGCACUGAUUAGGGAGAUGAUCAGUUUUUCUUUUGUAUACACUGUAAUUGAUCCGUUGAAUACAUAAUGAGGCACUUAGCAGUUAUUUGUGAGGACAACUGGAACACAGAACAGAUUUAUUUAUUUAUCUUCAAGUAGAGACAAAGGAAUGAGAUAAACCCGAUUAUACGUUAUCUCUAAAAAGUAGGUCUUUUUCUAGGUAUUUCCCAGAGCUUUUAUUACAUGUCUAAAAGUAGAAAUCAUUUGGAUUGAUAUGCCUCAUCCUACUUCUGAGGCUAAUACUUUCUAGAAUUAAAACAAUCUAGCUUGGGCGCCAGCCCCAUAUACCAAGGGUGGCGGGUUCCAACCCAGCCCUGGCCAAACUGCAACAAAAAGUAGCCGGGUGUUGUGGUGGGCGCCUGUAGUCCAGCUGCUCGGGAGGCUGUGGCAAGAGAAUCGCGUAAGCCUAGGAGUUGGAGGUUACUGUGAGCCAUGUGACGUCAUGGCACUCUACCCGAGGGCGGUACAGUGAGACUCUGUCUCUAAUUCCUGGUUUGUUUUUCCAUGUUUUAUAAUUAUCUUCAUUCCCCCCUAAUACUGUUACCAUGCUUUUAAAAAAUUCACUGUCCACAAACCCUGAACUACUAAAUACAAUCAGAAAGAGCAUGGUUGCCUGUUUUCAAACACAAGAGGGUGAGGUAUUUCAUACCAGAGAUUAGGUGGUUGAAUAGGCUGAGGGGUGACGAAUUAGCAGGGGAAGAAAUGCUCCUGCCCUGGGUGGGGCCUGUCCCCCUAAGAAGAGAUACCCUAAAGCCCUUGUCGGUGACCCACAGUGGGUAUUAGAAUCACUUCUUGCUUUAGUGCUUCAGGAUUCCAGAUGAUCUGUAUUUACCGAAGGGUAAAAGUCGUUACUCUGAUUUGUUUUCCAUAAAAUUAGUUCACAAUUUUACAUCCUCAGAACUGAAGUGUCCUCACCAGGCAACACAUUUUAACUGAGAUAACUUGUAAACUUUUAGGGCAAUUAACCAAACCUGUGACAAAUCAUGCCUUUUCCCCCUCUGAGGAUGUUUGUUACACAGAUACUUGUUACACUAAUACUUGAACUUUGUGCCUUAUGGGAUUUGCUAUCUUUUAACUAGGUACAAUAUUCUUACAUUUUAGUUACACUUUCAGAAUUUGAUAUAAGGUGAAUGGGGUGUGUGGGUGUACGUAUGAGUGAAACAGUUCUCAUCAGAAUGUAAAAAAAACAUUUUUAUAAAAUUGUGACUUUUUAAAAAAAAUUGCCUUACCUUUUUGCCAUAUAUAGAAUUUAUAAGCUGCUCAGGGUAUAUCUUAUAGCCAUGGCACUAACAUCUGCACCAAGCAAUAAAUAUUUACUAUCAAAA
Molecule: messenger RNA, 4415 nt
Organism: Nycticebus coucang (slow loris)
Lineage: Eukaryota; Metazoa; Chordata; Mammalia; Primates; Lorisidae
Gene: ADAM17
Product: ADAM metallopeptidase domain 17
Exons: 19
Coding region: 236-2710 (824 amino acids)
Biological process (GO): membrane protein ectodomain proteolysis; Notch signaling pathway
Cellular component (GO): plasma membrane
Molecular function (GO): metalloendopeptidase activity
Source: RefSeq, a predicted model, not a curated record